Messenger RNA from Meriones unguiculatus (Mongolian gerbil), 11154 nucleotides. It is a transcript of the gene Ttbk2, whose product is annotated as tau tubulin kinase 2. Gene Ontology annotation, molecular function: ATP binding; protein serine/threonine kinase activity. The transcript is spliced from 16 exons. Bases 523 to 4245 code for a protein of 1240 amino acids. Gene Ontology annotation, cellular component: ciliary transition zone; ciliary basal body; cytoplasm. The record is from RefSeq and is a predicted model, not a curated record. Lineage: Eukaryota; Metazoa; Chordata; Mammalia; Rodentia; Muridae. Gene Ontology annotation, biological process: cilium assembly; peptidyl-serine phosphorylation; signal transduction.
UGGGCUAGGCUGUGCGGCUUGCGGGGGGAGAGUAACGUCGAGCCGGGUGAGCGGGCGCUGCAGUAGUCGCCGCAGCGGCGAUGGGAGCGGUGGGGACGAGGCGGCGGCGGCGGCGGCAGGAGGAGGAGCAGGGGCUGGCACGAGAGCAGCGGCCCGCGGCAGCCCGCAGCAACACCCGCAGCCGCCGCCGCCGCCUUUAGACGCGGACGGCCCCCGAGGGGACCGCGGGCCGUCUGAGCCGCGCUCGGGUCCCGCCGCAGUGGGCGGCGGGGGAUGGGCAGGCGGCGGCGGGCCCGCCUGCUGAGCGGUGACCCCUGCCGGCGCGGACCCUGAGCCGGACCCCAGUCCUCCGCCGGAGAUCCUGCGUCCGCCGCGGCCCAGAGUUAUAAAGCCAGUAAGAUCAAGUGCCUAUGGAAAGAAACUCACUGUUGGCUAAGAAGAGAAGUAGGAAAUAGGUUAAAUGGAAACCACCCUCGGGAGCUAGAUGCCUGUGUAGCUGUCUUACCUCGUCAGUGUUUUGCAAUGAGUGGGGGAGGAGAGCAGCCAGAUAUCCUCAGUGUUGGAAUCUUGGUCAAAGAAAGAUGGAAAGUGUUAAGAAAGAUUGGGGGUGGGGGCUUUGGAGAAAUUUACGAUGCCUUGGACAUGCUCACCAGGGAGAAUGUGGCACUGAAGGUGGAAUCAGCUCAGCAGCCAAAGCAGGUCCUGAAGAUGGAGGUUGCUGUGUUGAAGAAGCUGCAAGGGAAAGACCAUGUUUGUAGAUUUAUUGGCUGUGGGAGAAAUGAUCGUUUCAACUACGUGGUCAUGCAAUUGCAGGGUCGGAAUCUGGCAGAUCUUCGACGUAGCCAGUCCCGGGGCACAUUCACCAUUAGCACUACUCUUCGUCUUGGGAGACAGAUUCUGGAGUCUAUUGAGAGCAUACAUUCUGUGGGAUUUCUUCACAGAGACAUCAAACCGUCAAAUUUCGCCAUGGGACGCUUUCCUAGUACAUGUAGGAAAUGUUUCAUGCUUGAUUUUGGCUUGGCCCGACAAUUUACCAAUUCCUGUGGUGACGUCAGACCACCUCGUGCUGUGGCAGGCUUUCGAGGGACAGUUCGUUAUGCAUCAAUCAAUGCUCAUCGGAACAGGGAAAUGGGAAGACAUGAUGACCUUUGGUCUUUAUUUUACAUGUUGGUCGAGUUUGUGGUUGGUCAACUGCCUUGGAGGAAAAUAAAGGACAAGGAGCAAGUAGGCUCCAUUAAGGAAAGGUAUGACCACAGGCUCAUGUUAAAACACCUCCCUCCAGAAUUCAGCACCUUUCUUGACCAUAUUUCCUCUUUGGAUUAUUUUACAAAGCCAGACUACCAGCUUCUUACAUCCGUGUUUGACAAUAGCAUCGAGGCCUUUGGAGUAAUUGAGAGUGACCCUUUUGACUGGGAGAAGAGUGGAACUGAUGGCUCCCUAACGACCACCACCACUGCCACCCCUCAGCUGCAUACCCGCCUGACCCCCGCUGCUAUUGGAAUUGCAAAUGCCACCCCCAUCCCAGGAGACUUACUUCGAGAAAAUACAGAUGAAGUGUUUCCAGAUGAACAGCUUAGUGAUGGGGAGAAUGGCAUCCCUGUUGGUGUAUCACCAGAUAAAUUGCCUGGAUCUCUGGGGCACCCUCGCCCACAGGAAAAGGAUGUCUGGGAAGAGAUGGAUAUCAACAAGAACAAGAUAAAGCUUGGAAUUUGUAAAGCUGCUACUGAAGAAGAAAAUAGCCAUGGUCAAAUAAAUGGUAUUCUCAAUGCUCCAAGCCUUGGUUCACCUAUUCGUGUGCGAUCAGAGAUUACUCAGCCAGACAGGGAUGUUCCGCUAGUGAGGAAGCUACGUUCCAUUCACAGCUUUGAGCUGGAAAAGCGUCUGACACUGGAGCCAAAGCCAGACACUGACAAGUUCCUUGAGACCUGCAUGGAAAAAAUGCAGAAAGAUUCCAGUGCAGGAAAGGAAUCUGUUCUCCCUGCUCUGCCUCAUAAGCCUUGUGUUCCUGUUGUGCCCCGCACUGACCACAUCUGGCACUACGAUGAAGAAUACCUUCCUGAUGCCUCCAAGCCUGCCUCUGCCAACACCCCAGAGCAGGCAGAUGGUGGCGGCAGCAAUGGAUUUAUAGCUGUUAACUUAAGCUCUUGCAAACAAGAGGUUGAUUCCAAAGAAUGGGUGAUUGUGGACAAGGAGCAAGACCUUCAGGAUUUUAGGACAAAUGAGGCAUUAGGCCAUAAAACAACUGGAAGCCCUUCAGACGAGGAGCCGGAAGUGCUCCAGGUCCUUGAGGGGCCACCUCAAGAUGAAAAGCUCCAAGUAGGUCCUUGGCCCGACAACCACCACCUGAAGAAGGAAAGCUCAGGGGCGGUCUUAGCACUUUCUGCUGAGUGCCCUGCUACUGCUGCUUCAGAACUCUACACAGAUCGGCUAGACCUCCAGGCCGGAGCUGCAAGCCAGUUCAUCGCAGUGACUCCCACAAGUCCAAUGGAGGCACAAGCAGAAGGGCCCCUGACUGCGAUUACAAUUCCUAGACCUUCUGUGGCAUCAACACAGUCAACUUCAGGAAGUUUUCACUAUGGCCCACAACCAGAGAAAAAAGAUCUUCAGCCCUUGGAGCCCACUGUGGAACUUUACUCUCCAAGGGAAAACUUCUCGGGCUUGGUUGUAACAGAGGGUGAGCUUCCUAGUGGAGGAAGCAGAAUAGAUUUAGGACUUCAGAUAGAUCACAUUGGUCAUGACAUGUCACCCAAUAUGAGAGAUGGUGACACAUCUCAAGACUUGGGACUAAAAGACCUUCCUGACCAUAAUAGAUUAGUUGUGAAAGAAUUUGAAAAUCUCCCUGGGGAAACAGAAGAGAAAAGCAAUCUUCUGGGCUCAGAAAAUGAAGAUGAAAAGUUAAGCAAAGGACAGCAUUGUGUUGAAAUUUCUCUCCCAGGAGAUUUAGUAAGUGCAGAUAGGGAUCACUCAACUACCACAGAACCUCUUGAUGUGUCAAAGAUACAGAAUUUUAGUGUGGUGCCAAAUCAGGAAAAAAACCAUGAGAUAAUGAAGCUUUUGGCAGUUGGAACUUCAGAAAUUUCUCCACAAGUCAUUGACCCACAUCCUGAAGGGCAGAUAGGCCAGGUGGCAGCAAUGCAAAAAAAUAAGCUAUUUAAGGAUGAAGACAUUAAGUGUGAAGACUUGCCAGGGCAUCAGGGAGACCUCUCUACUUUUUUGCACCAAGAGGGUAAGAGAGAGAAAGUUAUCCCUAGAAAUGGAGAGCUGUAUCAUUGUAUCUCACAGAACGAGCAUGGUCCUCCCACCCGAAAGGACAUGUUUCGCUCAUCCUUUGUAACCAGGCACAGCCGCAUCCCUGUUUUAGCACAAGAAAUAGACUCAACUUUUGAACCAUCCUCUGCAGUCUCUGCAAAAGAAAAGCUUCUACAGAAGAAAGCCUAUCAGCCAGAGCUAGUCAAACUUCUGGCAGAAAGAAGGCAGUUACAGUCUUUCCUGGGGGACCUCCCAAGUGCCUCUGAUAUGCUGAGAGAGGAGAAACUAGCUGCUGUUCCCUUUCCUGAGGACGAAGUCUUCACUCCCUUUUCAAGACUGGCUGUAGAUUCCCACCUGAGUAGGUCAGCUGAAGACAGCUUUCUGUCACCCAUCAUCUCCCACUCUAGAAAGAGCAAGAUUCCAAGGCCGGUAUCCUGGGUCAGUGCAGAUCAGGUGAACAGCUCAGCUCCACCUCAGUUCUUACCUCGGCCACCGCCAGGAAAGCCACCCAUCAGGCCUGGGGUAGAAGCCAGGCUACGCAGAUAUAAAGUUCUAGGGAGUAGUAACUCUGACUCAGACCUUUUCUCUCGCCUGGCCCAAAUUCUUCAAAAUGGAGCUCAGAAAUCCCGGAGUACUACUCAAUGCAAGAGCCCAGGAUCUCCUCACAAUCCAAAAACACCACCCAAGAGUCCAGUUGUACCUCGAAGGAGUCCCAGUGCCUCUCCUCGAAGCUCAUCCUUGCCUCGAACAUCUAGUUCCUCACCAUCUAGGGCUGGACGGCCCCACCAUGAGCAGAGGAGUUCUUCCCCACAUCUGGGGAGAAGCAAGUCACCCCCCAGCCACUCAGGAUCAUCGUCCUCCAGGAGGUCCUGCCAACAGGAGCAUUGCAGACCCAGCAAGAACAGCCCCAAAGGAUCUGGCAGCCUCCACCACCAUUCAGCCAGCUCAAAAACUCCCCCAGGGAAGAGUAAGCCAGCCAGUAAGCUCAGCAGAUAGGAAGUGAGCGGGCUGUAUCUCUGGGAAAGGUGUGAGAUCUUCCUCCUAGACCUGAUGCAUGUGUGUCCCUGUACUGUCUGUUUCAAACAAUCAGUGUUGAUCUUCUCUUGCAAAAGAAAGUAACAUGAUCAGUCAUUUAUAAGAAGACAGAGUGUAACUACCUAGUGCAGGUAGGAGCAGGUCAGGAGUCGAUGCCUUUGCAUAGGAAGCUUCAGUCCAGCAAAGUCCAAGGGAAAGAAACUCACUAAAUGAGCUCGUUUACAGCUGCCUUUGAAACAGAAAGUUGAAGAUAGGAAAUAGAAGGGGAUUUUAAGUGAUUUUACCUAAUUUGUCAAUCCUCUCCUCAAAAAGUAUAUAGCAAAAGUAUUUGAUAUUUUUAUUUUAAACUUCCUAACCUUGGAGAGUCAUUGCGCAGACAUUCAAAUACAUAAGAAGUCUAUUGCCAGGAAACUAUUACCUGGAUAUAUUUGGCUUGUGUGUUUAUUUAGUGAACCACACCUUUCUUUCUUUCUUUCCUGGAUUUUACAUUUUUUUUAAGUUAAUGUUUCUUACCUCUUAUUUUAAUAAUACACCCUGAUGUGUGUUUCAGCAGCACACAUUAACACUUUAAAAUCCAUUUACCCUCACUUAGUCAAACCUUGCUGUUUUCCUUUGAGCAGCAGUUCUUGUAUAUUUUUAUCUAAAAAAGGAAGGAAAUGUCCAGCUAGAGCUAUUGGAUAGGUGUGCUUGAAGAGGGGCCGAAAGUGGAGCAACAUCGGUAAAGGUAGAUGUCCCUCGUGCCCGACUACAUUUCCUCCUCGCAGCAGGAGACUGGCGAGAGGAGGCAGCUUUCCUGCGCUCUUCCCAGAAAGCGCCAGCCUUCAACAUGGCACUAGGACAGAAGGACGCUUCGAAAUGUGGCUUAUGCUUUUAGAGAUUUAGAGGAAAUUAAGUAUGUUAUUGAGGCUUAUAAUCUUCAGAUUUUGUAUUUUAUACAUUUAGCCAAUAAGGAAUGAAUAUCUGGGAAAUAAAUUUAGGCUAAGUAGUUUUGUUUCAAUGUUUUUAUUACCUGGUUCUUGUGUUGCUAGCCUGAUUUCCACAUCUAUAAGAAGACAGAGUGUAACUACCUAGUGCAGGUAGGAGCAGGUCAGGAGUUGAUGCCUUUGCAUAGGAAGCUUCAGUCCAGUGGAAUCCAAGAAGAAACUCACUAAAUGAGCUCGUUUAUAGCUGCCUUUGAAACAUAAAAAUCUCAAUUUCUAAAGUUGUGAGGCUGAUCAUAUCUAUUCUAAUCUCACUCUUCUACUAGCGGAAAUCAGACAAGUUAAAAGACCAGACUUUUAAAGUGGGCUAUUUGACGCCCUGUAGGUGUUUUAGUAUGCUAAAAACCCUAUUGAGGUCAGGGAAAUUGAUCUGCCUGCUGUUGAAAUCUGCCUUCUAACUAACAUCUACUUUUUCUUUGACCUUGUAUUGCUGCCAAUCCUAAAACAGUUGAAUUUCAGGUGGGUGGGGGCAGUGGAGCAGCAAAUGUGUUUCUUCACUAAGUGAGCAUGUUUCAGUGCCACAUCCAAGCUGCCCUGACGCUGCAUUUACUCAUUCUCUGUUUUGAGUGUUUUCAAACUUGGGACACUAUACUGAGACAUAGGUCUCCCGUGAGAGAUGUAGCGUAGCGUGGAAUCUUUCUUUCUUUCCAGGUUUAAGCACUUCAGAACAGUGCAGUAGAUAAGGCAAACUUACUGUUUAUUACAACUGGAGACUGAUCCUUGUGUAUUAUAUUCUAUAACAGUUGCUGCAGUACUACUUGCAUGUCUUUCAUGGUAAAUUAUAUAAAUAUUUAUAAAUAUAGAGACAUAUGCUUAUAUAAAUUCAUUCUUUCUCAUUCUGCAUUUGUAAUUUCAAGAUCAUAGAUGAUAAAAUUCCUUUUCUAUCGUGUGCCUCGUGUACACGUGGGCAUUGCCUAUCUUCGUUUUCUGAAAAUAUGUUCUUGGCAUGUGACACCUAAGAGCCUCCUGCCUUCCAGGUGCAUAGUGCAUAGUUGGCAGUCUUUAACCAGCCAAGGUAGAAGAUACUUCAUUUUUAUUUAAGAAUUAUUUUAAUAGGGGAAAUUUUCACAGGAUAUGCUUGUAAUACAGGCUCAAAGAUUACCCAUGUUAGCCACGUAGUUCUCUCAUUAUGGGUAGAGUGGAUAGAUGGGCAUUAUAAUUCUGGGUCUAAUGUCAAUUGAUUUUUAAAACACUUCCUGAAAGUUGCCUCUCUCGUGGCACUCUUUUGAAGGGGAGCAGGGAUAGGGUGUAGGAUAAUUAAAUUAUCUUUUUUUUUCUCUUACAUUAGCUAAGUGAUGCUACAAGUAGCCAGCUUUAUUACUGACCUCACUAGUCAAAAAAUGUGCUAAUAGCAACCACUACGAAAGCUAACAGAGCCAAGCCUUUUCCUUUCUGAAUUUCUCUGCUGGCAGUCAAAACCCAAGGUGAUGGCAGCAUGACAUAAGAUGUUUUCUGUUUUGGUUUGUUUUCUCCAACCUUUCAGUGUGUUGCCUCCUUUUCUACAUGUCAUUAACAAAUUCAUCACAAUCCAGAGACAAACGGCCUUGUUAUAUGAGAAUGUUUUAUUUUCUAUGUAGGGAAAAGAGCCAACCAAAGAUGUUUCUGUCCUGAAAAAAAGGAAAUGGACUAAUUAUAUUUUAUGUAUCAGUAGUUACAUUUAUUAAGUGUUGUCCUUAUCAAAGGCACAGUGGCAUGUGCCUUUGAUCCUAGCACUCAGGAGGCAGAGGAAGGUGGAUCUCUGAGUUCAAAGCCAGCCUAGUCUACAGAGUGAGUUCCAGGAUAGCAAGGGCUACACAAAGAAACCCUGUCUUGAAAAACAAAACAACAAUAACAAAAAUGCAUAUGAAGCCAAUAUGUUAUAGGGUAGUAAUAUCUUAAGAUACAUAAUCUUGUGCAUAAAUAGCACUAGCUAAAGUAACUCUGAGUUUGCCUUCAUAUGUGUAUGUAUACACACACACACACCCUGAGUCAAAAAAUAAAAAUAAGAAAAUAGAAAAAAAAGAGGUUAAAAAGCAUACUCUGUGCUUUUAGAUAUUGCAUUUCUUUCAGGCUAGAAGUAGAAGUUAGUAGCCUUAAGCAACACUUUGGCUUAGCAGUAUGACCCAGAGAAUCAAGGUUAUUUGGUUUGGUUGGUUGGUUUGGUUUGGCUUUUUCAGUUCGAGGUUUUUAUGAUGGCAUAUUUCACAUCCAAAUAAAUAUAAACAGUGUGGCUAUUUUACUUAAGGUAAAGAACGUGACUAUAGCUAUAAUAAAAGUAUGGGACGGAAAUUUAUCUUUAGAGACAAGUAUAUCCUGGCUUCUGCCUGCACAGGUUACUGACUCACACCUGCCUUUACCUUCCUUUUUUAGUCCCUGUGAUUAUUUCAGUGGGGCAAAGAAUGGACAUAGCAACAGCUUAGUUCCUAAUUUUAGGUAAUAUUGCCCAAAUUAUACUACUGACCUGCAGGCUUUUUUAAUUGCUUGAAAUACUGAAAUCAUACCUAGUAAUUUUGCACAUAAAGGUAUCUAACUUUAAUGGAUAGUGGAGAGAGAAUUGGACCAUAUCCAAUUCAACAUUAAGAUUUAACUUUCAAUGACGCUGUCAGCAUCCAGGCACUUAUCUCCAGCCCUGGUACACAAGCCGACCUUGCAGACAGGAGCACAGCUACCUUUAGUUUAGUCGCAUGUUUUGCAAUGAAUGUCUCUGGUAAAAGUUGACUAAAAAGUUAAAUUAAGGCCUAAAAAAAAAAGCAAGAUGGUCAAAGACCAAUUGUCAUCAUUAUCCACUUUACGUUAUUUGCUCUAACAUACUAAACCACUUUAUGGUGAUUUGACAUCUAUCUGUUUCACCCCUGGCCACUGUGAGAAAUUGAGGGGCUUCAACAGGCACUGGAGACUUCCUCCCAGUCACAUAUUCCUAGGCUGUUUCUGUGAUUGUAUCCAUUGUACAGAGAAAAAGGUAUACAUUGCUGCAUGUCUUAUAAGCCUAGACCAGAUAGCUAGCUAGGUCAUAAUGAGAUUUUCUACACCCAAUAACCUUGACAAACCAGGUGCCUUUUCCUCAAGGGCAGAAAAAUUUACAUUUCUAAUCUAAUAUUAGGAACUGAUGAUAAGAGAAAUAGGAUCCACAAUUUAGUGGCUAAAGGAAAAAUGCAUCCUGAAAAUACUCUCUUAAAAUAUAUUUGUAGAUAAUCUAGAUUUAGCCUUGGAGAUUAAAGAUUUUCUUAUUUUAAAAGCUUGCUAGCUAGAUGUGGUGGCUUACGUUUCUAACCCUGUACUUGAGGGACUGAGGUGGGAAGACAGAAGAGAAUCUGAAAGCCAGCCUCUUAUUCACAGUGAUCUCAAGUCCACCUGGGCUGCAGUGUGAGACCCUGUCUCGAAACAAAACAAAACUACAUUAUUUUUUAAUUAUUUUUAAAGUUUUUGUACAUGUAUGUGUAUAUUGUAUGUUGGAUAUACCUCCCUCUCAUUCGUUGUAGCUGUUAAACAUGGCAUGUCUUAAAAAAUUACUUCUUCUGUCAUGUUGAUGCAAGGAUUAAGUUGUUUGCAUUGACUUUUUAAAAAUGUACCUAUUUUUGGCUUUGUGUUGGGAUAUUCUUUCUGGGGAGAGGUCAUUUGGCACCUCUGUCACUGAGGUAAUAGGAUAUUUGCAACCAACUGUACUAUUUAACUUUCUUGAAUUUGGUUCUAUAGACAAUAUAUUUGCAUAAUAACUAUUUAUGGUUUAAUCCAAAUGCAUUAUAGGAUUAUAGUAUGUAAUAACUAUGAUAGUCCUUAUAUGCCACCAGGCCUUAUUAUACCCAAGUUCAGAAGCCAUUGUGGUGCAUAUUUAGAUCUUAAAGUAUGGAAGGAAACUAGAGGGAGUUCCACAACUGACACAACGGGAGGUGUGUAAGCACACCCCAGUUCCUGUCCUCACCAAAACUUCACAGAACUCUGGUAUCCACUUUUAAAAUUGGUAAGUAAAGUGGAAACUCCUAUUAGAUAUUUGCCAUAUUUUGGUCAUUUCUCCAGAAAUUUGACACAAUCUGAAGCAUCUUGUUAUGCAACAUUGCUUUCCAGAACUGCAGGAAGUGAAGAAUUCCUAUAGUUCCUAAGUAACUCCCAAAUAUGGGACAAAGAACCCUUAUUCACUUAGAAGGGAAUAUGUAGGCUUUCAGUUAAGUUCUUCUCUUGUGAGAGGAUUUGGAUCAGAAAACAAGAUCAUCUCUUGGUUUCACACAAUCUCACUGAGUUCAGUGUUUGCUCCCAUACAAGCACUAAUAACCAUGAGGACUAAGGCAAGUUCAAGAUUAUGGGAUUAUUUUCCUAUGCUUUGCUCAAUCCUUGGUUUUAAGGAGCCCUGUAGCAAAAAUAGAGUAGAGUUCUUUUCAUUGCCCUUACAAUGCAGCAAGUGUCUGCCUUCUCUAACCGGAGGGGACAGCGUCUAGAUAAUGAUGCUCAUCUCUUGGAACCUUCAGCCAGAGCUUCUAGACCAACAACACUAUGAACGAGGCAGGUUUCUGAGACUAAUACAAUUACAGAGUUUGCUGAUGACGUAACUUUACACUAAUAAGUGGGAUAGUUAUCUCUCUAAAAUUGUUUUGCAUUGUAUAGAUGGUUGUUCACCUAAAGACAUUAGUAAACCAAGUUUUAUACAGACUAUUCUUCACAUAGGAUACUUUAAAAAAAAACAACUCUUAUGAAACAUUAUUUAAAUCCUCAAAAAUUCACUUGUACUGUGCCAGGUAUUUUUUUGCUCAAUUACAGCAGUAAACAAGGCUACAGAGUUUGGCUUUGUGAUUUAUUUUAGGGCGUUUUCUGAAAAGAAAGCUUUGAGGCUUUAUUCAAAACAGUUUUGUUGUUGUUGUUUGGUUUGGUUUUGGUUUUUCCAGACAAAGUUUCUCUGUGUAGCACUGGCCUGGAAUUCUCCCUGUAGACCAGGCUGGCCUUGAACUCAAGAGAUAUGCCUGCCUCUGCCUCCCUAGUACUGGGACUAAAGGUGUGUGCCACCAUGCCUGACUAAAACAGUUUUAUUAAACUAUUCAUCAAUUAGUAAAAUUAAUUCUCUAAAUACUUAAGAAAUUAAAGUAUGGGAAGAUAAAGGAAAUAUAUCUUCUUUAAAGACAAAGGAAAUGUAGUGCUGGCCCACUCAGGACUUUGAAAUUGGAUUGGAUUGCCUACACUGGUGGUAUAUGCCUAUAAUCUCAAUAUUUAGGGGUUAAUGCAGGAACAGGAGUUGAAGGUCAUGAUGGGCUACAUAAUAAGUUUGAAGCCAGUGUGGGCUCCAUGAGAUCCUGUCUCAAGGGAUGGAGUUGGCAAAAGAAAAAAACUUAGAUGAGAUUGGAUUGGAUGGGUUGAGUAGACAGAACAAAUCUCGUGAUCCAGGUUUGAGCCACUUUGCUGUCCCUGAUGUACAGUUCUCAUUCCCCUUUGACACUUUUCCUAAAAUAUCACCUAUUUCAUCAGACCAUUUAUAGAUUUCACGCUUUUCAGAAAAGGAGGCACAUCUCAUUUUGUAUUAGAUAUAAAUGUUGUAAGUUUAUAAGCUAUUAUUGACAAUUGUUAUCAGAUUUAGUCAAACCUGAAUUCCCUUCUUGAACAAGAGAAAUUAGUUAAUCUGUUUUACUGUCCUCCUUGUAAUGAAACGGAAAUUGCUCUUUCAAGUUCUUUUAAAUGUAUUACAUUGUAUCCCUUCCCCCUCCAAGCAUCUUCCUUUUAUGUGUUUUUGCUCAGGCAAGCAAGGGCAUAGAGUACUGAAAAACAUGGCGUGCUUUUGUAUAGGCCAUCUGUACAUAAAAGUGUAAUUAUUUAUUUAAUUUUCCCAUUUGUACCAUAUUAAAGCUUUGUACAGUGUUUUAAGUUCUGUUUUAAAAUUAUUUUGUAUUUUAUUUUUAUAAUCUAGUAAUAAAACAUUCAGUCCGCAUGCAAA